Girardinichthys multiradiatus is the source of this 3051-nucleotide messenger RNA. RefSeq lists its product as uncharacterized. Lineage: Eukaryota; Metazoa; Chordata; Actinopteri; Cyprinodontiformes; Goodeidae. The transcript has 10 exons. Gene Ontology annotation, molecular function: oxidoreductase activity. Bases 103 to 1878 code for a protein of 591 amino acids. The record is from RefSeq and is a predicted model, not a curated record.
GGGACACAUGCUGCAAAACUUCAAGUCUACCACUGUCCGCUGCCUGUCUUGAAGAAGCUUAAAAGUUUCCUCCAAGCUGUUGAAAAGUGACAUGUUUAUCAGAUGGUCAUGCUCGAUGUGUUAAUAAUAGGAGGUGGCCCUCAUGCCUUGACUUUGGCGAGCUUGCUCUCCAGCCCUGACCCUGGACAAGACUCUGACUGUGAAGAUGAUCGUCUCAUCUCCAUGUCUACUCACUCAAACUCUGACACAUUUAAACACACACAAUGUAAUGAAGGAAGGAAGAGGAGGACAACAGCAGGACAGAUGACGAGGAAGCAUAAAGCAAAGCCAACAGUAUCAGAAAGCACUGUUUGCCUCCCACUCAGUGUCCUGGUGGUAGAUACCUACGGAGAAUGGGUCGCGUUGUGGGAGAGCCAGUUCACAGCUCUGAACAUCCCUCACCUGCGCUCACACACACUGGUGCACACAGACGCUCUCAAUAAGAAUGCGCUUCAGGAGUUUGUUCUCAAGUACAAUCGUUUAGCAGAGCUUCAUAGCCUUCCAGACCAUGUUCACAUUGUGGAUGAAAAUGCGUUCUUCAAUGAUAUGCGGCUGGGCAAAAAGGAGAGGAGACGUCUGAACAUCACCUCAGCGCUAAAGAAGAGUUUAUCCUUCAGUCUGCCAGGAACAAAACUCAGUGUGGAUUUUUUUAAAGAACAGGUGAGGAAAUACAAAUUGGACAAAAUUCUGGUCAAGGGAACAGUCGAACGCAUCAUUCCUGUGACUGGGGACACAAAAGGGAUCGAAGAAGAGCAGGAAGCCCAAACUAUGGCUGUCAGUGAGACUGAAAAAGUGAAAGAUGAAGCGAAGCAGAAAGUUCAACAUUUUUGUGUUGAACUUCAAGACGGCAACAUCUUAAAAGCUCGGCAGGUUGUUUUGGCAACAGGUCCGACCCGUGCUCAAAUGUCAAACAUCCCUGAAUGGGUAAAAAGCAUUGGGGAAAGUUACCCGGAGGGGCGGUUGCAACACACAGUUCAUCUAAUGCACAAGCUGCCAAACUCUAAGCAAAGACUCCGACAAACAGAUUGUCAGGGACAGAAGGAGACUUCUCAAGUGUGUGAGGCAGGGCAGAGGGUAAUGGUAGUUGGUGGAGGUCUGACCAGCGCUCAUGUCGUCUCUAUUGCCCUGCAGCAGGGGGCCGGCCAUGUGACAUGGGUCAUGAGAAAACACCUGCAGUUGAAACAAUUUGAUGUUGGUGAUAUGGAGAGCCUGGUAGGCCGUUACUCCCAUGUGGAGCAUGGCAUUAAGAUGGAUGGCCAGGCCUACCUACGGCAGUUCUACAAUGAGCACAGCCUACACAAACGUCUGGCUAUGAUUCGCCAGGCAAGGAAAGGGGGCGCCAUCACUCCAGAGGCAUACAUCUACCUGCGGCCAUUCAUACAGAGCGGACAGGUGCAGCUGAAGACAUUUUGCCAGGUGAACGAAGCCAGCUGGUGCUACAGGUCUCAAACAUGGAAUCUGUCUCUCAGCACCGGGGAUCACUGGACAGGGGACAUGAUCUGGCUCGCCACCGGCUGCAAACUUGAUGUCAAACAGGACCCGUUGCUUGCUGAGGUGAUGAAGAAUUUCCCAAUCCAGGUGGUUGAUGGAUGGCCUUGUAUAUUGGAGAGCUUACAGUGGACAGAAGGAUGCCCACUCUAUCUGAUGGGACAGUACUCUGCUCUUCAGGUAGGACCUCAUGCUGUAAAUCUAGCUGGUGGACAGGCUGCUGGUAUGAGAAUUGCGAAGGACGUCAUUCACCAUCAUAUGCAGGACAGAGAACAGGAUUCUGAAAUGGGAAGAGGCAAAUCAAGAACUGAAGAAUAUAUUCAGCAGAUGCAAGGACUUUUCUGGCUUUAAUGUUACCUUUCAACCUUCAGAUGUAAAAGACUAUGAACUUACUAUGUAUGAUAUCUGAUCACCAAGCUUGACCUGCUCUUGUCUUUUUGCAUAAAACAAAUAAAAAAAGUAUAUCGAAAGGCCCUUUCGGGUAUGUUAUUUACUACGGAGCCCGCAAUACUUUUGCGUUCCCACGCUAUACAUUUUGCGUUCUCACGCAAUAGUCUUUGCGUUAUCUCGUAAUACUUUGUGGGAGACCCGUUUUUGAGAUUUAUUGAAUUUUAUUUUGAAAUCGGUCUUAAAUAAAAGGAUCUUCAAUCAGACUUAAAAACAGUUAUUAUACACAUGCUGUCAAAUUGCUGAACUCUGGACAAUAAUACUGCACGAAACCACAUCUAACACUUUUUUGCUAAUUACUGCUGCGUGAUGUGUACUUUUUUUGCACGCCACCUUUGUUUUGAUAGUGAUUUGAACGGUUCGUCUUAUCCUAAGCAUUUAAUCGCAUUGUUGACUGCGUGUUAACCCGAAUAUGACAAAUAAACUGUAUCAAUGCCAUAUCAGUGCUGUUUGUUUUGUGAGCAGUUUGUCAAAUGUGCUGCUGUUUCAAAAUGCACAGCUUUCUCUAGGUGAUUAGCAACUUUUGCGAGCGAACGCAAAAGUAUUGCGUGGGACGCAAAAGGAAAAAGAAUCCCGCAUGUCCCCUCUCGGGUACCGUACCGUACAGUAUUAUUGUAACUCGUGUGUUAUUUUAAUUUUCUUGUGGUUCUUUGUUUCAGUUUUGUUUAUGUUUUUUGUUUGUUUCCUUUUGUAUUAUUGGUAUUGGUCAUGCAAACACUAAAUGGAGAUAGAACAAAUUGUCAUUUUAUUCAUCUCCUUGAAAUGCAGUUGGUAAAAAAGUAAUUACAUCACUGUUACAUUUGUGGGUUCAUAUAUUUUGUACAUAUGUGACUCUGGGGGUGCGAUUAUUUGUAUUUGGUCCUCAGCUUUGUAUACUAGUUAUACCAUGACCGAGGAAUCUGUUCUGUGUGUUUUUUUAAUUCUAAAACUCGUAAUUAUUUGUUAUAAGUUUGCUUUCAACCAAGUGCAUUUUGCAUACCACAAUACUGAGUCUUUUUGGUUGUGUAAGCAUUUGCCUUUAUUACGAUUAUUAUGAGUAGUAUUAUAUUAUUACAUAAAAUUAUUAUUUACAAUUCA